Messenger RNA from Aspergillus ibericus CBS 121593, 864 nucleotides. Its product is annotated as DUF3632 domain-containing protein. The record is from RefSeq and is a predicted model, not a curated record. The transcript has 3 exons. Lineage: Eukaryota; Fungi; Ascomycota; Eurotiomycetes; Eurotiales; Aspergillaceae. Bases 1 to 864 code for a protein of 287 amino acids.
AUGCCAUUUUUCAACCUCGAAUGGACUGGUUUCGGGAGCCAACCGAUUCACCAUGACCCCCUGGGUCGCUGCACCCACAAAGACGCAAUUCGAAUCCUGAAAACGUCUUUGGAGUCGGACGAAGAUGACACCCUGACGCAAGCAAUCGCAGACCUUUAUGAAUGGCUCCCCGAACGAUACGGCGGCGCCGUAACUUCUGGUACUAACAUGCUAUCACGAGUCAUCAUGAUCUUCGCCGAGCAAAUUCCGCACGCGGACUGCGCCCAGGACCGUUUGGCGUUGCUAUUCAAAACGGCAUCCAAAUUCAAUCGGGUGAUUACGGCGGAAGAAUUAGAAAUGAGAUACGAAGUGCCAGGAGCUGGCUGCGCUGUCUUCAUAAAUCAAAUGGAAUCAAAUCUUGAUCGGAUGGAGAUGUUUGAAAGAUUUCAUCCCGAAGAACGGAACAGUUUUGUCAAUUCCAGAGCCUCCAUUGCGCGUCUUUGCGACAAUGGAUCCUACGGAGGCCAGAGCUGGUUGAUCACCACGAUGAGGAUUGCCUUUGAAGAUAAAGAACGCCCGCCUGAUGAAGCCGUUCCCUUUCUUGUCCUGGAAGCAGCGAUGUGUAUCAUCUAUGCGGGCCAAUGGGUCUAUCAGACGAUUGUGAAGGGCAAGGAAGGCAGUCUGGACGGUUUUCAGAAAGUGCGCGGAGUUGGGGAGCUCUACGGGGGACCGGUGCUCGGGUACAAGCGAUGGAAAGUUUGGCAGGAUGGGUUUGGCAAGGCGAUUGAGAGUGGGGAGAUCGAUGGUGCGACUAGGAUCUAUGUGAGUAAGGCGCAGAGUUUGAUGGUUGCUUUUGAUUCGAUCCUUGGGACGGAUGAGAAUUGA